UAUACAAUGACUAAAGUUUGCAGAGUUACUUCCCUUUAUCAUUUGUUCACCAAUGUUGAGUCAGUAAAAAAAUUGGAUUUUUGUUGACGUUUCCCUUUUUUCCUGGCAAGGGACAUCCAUCUCACUUCAACAUCGCCAUAUCAUUUCGAACAGAAUAUGGAUUGGAAACCAGUACCAUUAAGCUAUGACCCAUUAAAGGCUGGCAGCAUAGAUGGUACAGAUGAUAUAGCCCAUGACAGGGGUGUUAUACGAGCCAUGAACUCCAAGUAUAAACCUAACAAGGGUGUUGUUGGUCAACCUGAGCAUACAAUAUUUGUAGGGAGACUUAGUCCAAAUACAGAUGAGGACUCUCUUGGAUAUGUGUUUAGUGAUUAUGGUGAAAUAAAAAGACUCCGACUUGUACGAGAUAUUGUUACUGGGUUUUCCAGAUGCUAUGCUUUCAUAGAGUAUUUUGAUGAAGAUUGCGCAUAUAAAGCACAGAGAGAUGCGGACAAAACUAUUUUAGAUGAAAGAGAAAUUUAUGUUGAUUUUGAAUGUGAGAGGAGUUUAAAAGGCUGGAUACCGAGAAGACUUGGAGGGGGGAUUGGUGGAAAGAAAGAAUCUGGUCAAUUAAGAUUUGGUGGUAAAAAUAGACCAUUUAAAAAACCUUUCAACAUUAAUACAGCAAUAAAACCUGAAGGUGAUUCAUUUAGAGAGAGAUUAAGUUUAGUAGAGAGAAGUGAUAGAUCAAAUCAUAGAAAUGACCGUUACACAGCAUCAGAUGAUGUUAAAGGGAGAGAUUAUGAUAGAAAUAAACAUAGAGAUAGAAGAAGACGAUCAAGAUCUCCAGAUAGAAGUCAAAGUUCAAAAGACAGAACAUAUCACUCUAAAGAUAGACAUUACAGAUCUAGAAGCAGAGACAACUAUAGAAAGCAUUAAAGUUAAACAAUGUUUUAAAUAUGAAAUAUUACUUUUGUUUUUUUAUGUAAUGUUUUUUAGGAACACAACACAACACAACACACACACACACACAAUACUCGUGUUAAUACAAUUCUUCAUUGUUUAAUUUUCAUUUUUGAGCAAUUUUAUACAACAUUCUCCCUUAAUACAUGUACAUGUUUAUUUAGUGAUGACUAGAUAAUAAAUAACAACUUAUUUUCUAACAAAUU
This is a messenger RNA of Ruditapes philippinarum (Manila clam), 1148 nucleotides long. Its product is annotated as U11/U12 small nuclear ribonucleoprotein 35 kDa protein-like. The transcript is spliced from 2 exons. Bases 157 to 918 code for a protein of 253 amino acids. Lineage: Eukaryota; Metazoa; Mollusca; Bivalvia; Venerida; Veneridae. The record is from RefSeq and is a predicted model, not a curated record. Gene Ontology annotation, biological process: mRNA splicing, via spliceosome. Gene Ontology annotation, molecular function: mRNA binding; snRNA binding. Gene Ontology annotation, cellular component: precatalytic spliceosome; U12-type spliceosomal complex.